Molecule: messenger RNA, 536 nt
Organism: Gamsiella multidivaricata
Lineage: Eukaryota; Fungi; Mortierellomycota; Mortierellomycetes; Mortierellales; Mortierellaceae
Exons: 1
Coding region: 27-473 (148 amino acids)
Source: RefSeq, a predicted model, not a curated record
CUCACACACAACCCCUCGACAACACAAUGUACGGACCAUCCAAGCUUGCCACUCUUUUGGGAUUAAUUGCCGUUGCCGCUGCUGCCGUUGUGCCUCUGGAUCCCGUUGCCGCCGUUGCUCCUCUGGAUGUCGUUGCCGCCGAUGCUCCCUUGAAUGUUGUGACUAAGCCUAACGAUGGAAACAUGACAGCACUUCUCUGCAAUCUUCAUUACGAAGUGUAUGAGGAAGAUGGCUGCGGCGGCGAUUCUUCAACGGGCAUGUGUAAUGGCGAACUUGGCAACUGUAAAAAUCUCAAGGGAAUGGGUUCCAAGUCUAUCACUGUCGGGAACAAUCUGUACAGCCCAACUAUCACAGUUAUUGGCUAUAGCAAAUAUGAUUGUGUUGGAGAGGUUCAGAGAAUUACACUCUCCCAAGGCACGGCCUCGUGUUUGCGAUACGGUCCUUCCUUCCACAGCAUUAAAGCUCAACGUUAGCCUUCUUUCUCCACGGUUUCUGGCCCAAGUCGAUUUUUUCUGUUUUUUUUUUUUUUAGCGAGG